AUGGAAGAGGGUAGUCUGGUUGAGCCACUCAGUGUUGCGGUUCAUGCUUGUAGACGGGCAAACGUGCAGAUUGGGCAAAAAGUACUAAUACUUGGUGCAGGUCCAAUCGGUUUAGUGAAUAUGAUGACAGCCAAAGCGAUGGGUGCAUCGAAAGUGCUUAUGACUGAUAUUGUCGAGAAACGUUUGGAGUUAGCCAAACAACUUGGUGCUGACUAUACGCUGAAUGUCAGUGGAUUGAAACCUGAAGAAGCGGCCAAUAAGAUUGUUCAGCUGCUUGGUAUGUCGCCUGACUGUGCGAUUGAAUGCACUGGUGUUACGUCGAGCAUUGAAACUUCUAUUCAUGCAGUGAAAAGCAGUGGUACAUUGGUGGUGGUUGGAAUGGGCAGUGACCGAGUUGACAUCCCAAUUAUUGUGGCUGCUGCGAAGGAACUCGACAUUCGUGGAAUAUUCCGUUAUGUUAAUUGUUAUCCAACAGCGAUUGAGAUGAUUGCAUCGGGAAAAGUGGAUCUAAAGGGAUUGACAAAAGCGCACUAUAAGUUGGAAGAAUCACAGGAUGCGUUCAACAGAUUCCUCAAAGGCGAUGUCAUCAAAAUAUUCAUUCAAUGUGACGAAACAUCGUAA
Molecule: messenger RNA, 621 nt
Organism: Anisakis simplex (herring worm)
Lineage: Eukaryota; Metazoa; Nematoda; Chromadorea; Rhabditida; Anisakidae
Source: the annotation of a GenBank genome assembly